GGGCAAAAACCAAAACUAUCAUUAUCCAUUUCUCACUCAUCAAAAUAUCAACAUUCAUUUCUCUCUCUCUUUCUCCUUCUCUAGUCUCUCUCACAAGAAAUUCACAUUGUGAAGUUUAGUUACUACAUAUACUCAUAAAAUGGACAUCAAGAAAACCAAAGCUGCUUCAUCAUCGCAUUCUUCUUCAUUUGAUAAUCUGUUUGGUCCGAAAGGAUCAGCAUCUGCUUCUUCUUGUUCAACUAUACUCGACUCCAUUUUUCCUCCUCCGGUAGCAAGGAAGAAGGGCAGUCACACUGCUCCUGAAGUUCAAGGCAACAUCUCUCAAGCCACUGAUGAGAGGAGCAGCCAUGAAAAGAGAGAAUCCUCCUACUAUAGCUCAUCCAUUUACUACGGAGGCCAGCAACACUAUUCACCUCCACGAACCGAUGGUUCCUCCACUUCUCCAUCUCAUCAGCCCAAAGAAACCAAUGAUCGCACUGACAUAACCACCUCUACUUCAAGAGGAAAUUGGUGGAAAGGUUCUUUGUAUUACUAAGAUCAACCUAACUACUAGUCUACUUGAUUUCGCAAUGGCCAUAUGUAUCCACUGCAUUCAUAUCAGUAACUUUGCAGUGUGAUCUUCGGGUUUUGUUUAUAUGCUCUUCAUCUUUUUCGUGUGUAAUCUUACAUGUUGGGGAUUGGUAGUUAAAGAGGGCGGUUAGUGGACCGCAUCUAUGACUAAUGUAUCGCAUACAACAAGUAAUCAAAUACUCACAAUCAUCUCAGUAACAAGUCAUACCAUUUCAUGAUCAAUCAUCAUUUUGAUU
Arabidopsis thaliana (thale cress) is the source of this 806-nucleotide messenger RNA. RefSeq names its product cell wall RBR3-like protein. The record is from RefSeq and is marked reviewed. Bases 140 to 535 code for a protein of 131 amino acids. The transcript is spliced from 4 exons. NCBI's taxonomy places the organism in Eukaryota, Viridiplantae, Streptophyta, Magnoliopsida, Brassicales, Brassicaceae.